AUGAGCGGGCUUGCUCAAUUGAGGAGAGUGGGCUGGGAGGUUGGGUUUUUCACCAUUUGGAUCCAUUUCAAGAGUGAGCUGAGGGAAAGGGUUCCCUGUCGUUGCUACGCCGCCUGUAACAGAAGAGAGAGAGGGAUGACUGACUUAAUCACUACCGACGCAGUAUGGACGAGACGGUUUUCAUAUCCACUCGGAUCCUCGUUCGGCAUCUUGGUCACAUCGGAUUGGUCAACGAGCCCGUUUGGACUCUUGGUUACAGCAGGUUCAACGGAAACACUUGGAGCCUCGGACGCAAAAAGAUGGUCAAGACUAUUUUCGGCAGCUGAGCGCCGGCUGGCCGGAGCUUGGUGGGUCGUAGAGGAGAUACAACAAGCAACGGAAAAUCUUAUUUCUGUCAGUCCCUAUGUAUCUCAAUCUUCUCAGAAGACAGGUUCUUUUGAAGAUAGUGAAGAAACAGCUGCUUUCUGGAAUGAUCCAGAAACAAUUGCAGCUAUUGAGAAGAUUGAGUGUGCUAUUGGGAAGAGGGCUGCAUACAAAAAGAAGACACAAGGUGAUGAUGUUCUCAGUUUUUCAUUGGGACUGGGGUUGUCCUCCCAGUCCCAAGAGAGUGACAGAGGUUGGGAGGACAUUCUAAAUGUUUCAAGGCAGUUCUCAACUGAUAACAGAGAUGAUCAUGAUGGUUCUAUCACCCAACUCUCUAAGCAGAAGAAAGAGAGAGAGACACUUGAAAAAGAAAAAGUGAAAGUCACAGAGAAGCAGAAAGAGAAAGAGAUAGAGAGAGAAGAUGUUUCAAGGCAAUUUCCCCAAGCACCAGUUGGUGAAGACCAUCCAUCUACUGAAGAACUAGUUUUUGAAGAUGUUGUUGCAUUUUUGAAUCAAACAGAUGAAGAGUUAGAGAGAAAGCUGAAAGAAAGACAGGAUAAAGACAGAGAGGAGAAAGAGACAGAAAUGAGAGAGAGAGAGGAGAAUGAGAGAAAGCAAAAAGAGAGUGAAGAAAUAAAGAGGAGAAAAAACAGUGAAGACCUUGAGAGAAAGAAGAAAUUGAGAGAGGAUAAAGAGAGAGAAGAAAGAGACAAAAAAGAAACAGAGGUAAAAGAGAGAAAAGAAAGACAGGAAAGAGAGAAAAGAAAGAGAGAGGAGAAAGAAAGAGAGGAAAGAGAGGAGAAAGAGAGACAAAAGAAAAGGAGGGAAGAGAAUGAGAGAGAAAAGAAGGAGAGAGAGGAGAAGCAAGAGAAAAAGAGGAAAGAGGAGGAAGAAAGAGACCAGAAACAGAGAGAGGAGAAAGAGAUACAGCAGAAAGAAAGAGAGCAGAAAGAGAGAGAUGAGAAGGAUAGACAAGAGAGAGAGAGAAGAAAGAGAGAGAAGACAAAAUGA
Striga asiatica is the source of this 1374-nucleotide messenger RNA. The record is from the annotation of a GenBank genome assembly. NCBI's taxonomy places the organism in Eukaryota, Viridiplantae, Streptophyta, Magnoliopsida, Lamiales, Orobanchaceae.